Messenger RNA from Lathyrus oleraceus (garden pea), 1632 nucleotides. RefSeq lists its product as uncharacterized. NCBI's taxonomy places the organism in Eukaryota, Viridiplantae, Streptophyta, Magnoliopsida, Fabales, Fabaceae. The record is from RefSeq and is a predicted model, not a curated record. The coding region runs from base 1 to 1632 and encodes 543 amino acids. Gene Ontology annotation, molecular function: DNA helicase activity. Gene Ontology annotation, biological process: telomere maintenance; DNA repair. The transcript is spliced from 9 exons.
AUGGUGGAGAAUGGAGAAGAUGAUUCAAUGGUUUAUCUUGAUGAGCUUGAAAUGCUGUUGAAUAAGAAAAUGACUUUUAGAGUUAAGGUGCAGCCAACGUUUUCCCAAGCGUCUGUUUGGAAGCUUUGUGAUGAUGAAGCCUUUGUUAAAGAGAUUGAAAAUGACUACAUAGUAGAAGAUAAUCAGUCUAAAACUGAAUAUGCAAAGUUGGUCCCUAACAAAGAAAAUUUGGAAACUUCCGCAGUAAGUCAAAAUUCGGUAUAUUACACCGAUUUUGAUCGUAUCAAUACAGUUCUGGAAAAACCAAGUGUAACUGAAUCGAUGUUUACAUCAUGGUUCGAAGCAAAUUGCAAGUAUCCUGAAGCACAAAAUUUAACUUACAGCAAAUUUGUUUCAAAAUUUGUUUAUGUUAAGAAAAAAAGAGAAUGGAAACCCCGUCAAAAAGGUUACACAAUUGGUAGGCUUAUAUGGGUUCCUCCAACAACUGGCGAAUUGUACUAUCUUAGAUUGAUGCUCACACAUGUCAAAGGCCCCCGCAGUUAUAAUGAUAUAAAAAUAGUGAAUAACGUAAAAUAUGAUACUUCCCGGGAUGCCUGUUUUGCUAUGGGUUUUAUCGGCGAUGAUAGAGAAUUCAUUGCAGCUAUUAAAGAGGCAAAUCAUUGGGGUUCAGGCAGCAUUAACAGGCCAAGACAUGUAUGGAGUAAAACAUGUCAUCUCUUAGCUGAUGGAAUACUAUAUGCUCAACAGCGAAUUGCAAACAAUAGAGGUUUGAGGUUGUCGGAUGAAGAGAUAAUGAAUUUAACAUUAAUUGAGAUUGAACGAAAUCUUCAAAGGAAGAGCCGAAGUCUAAAGGAAUUUGCUGGAAUGCCUUAUCCAAGUGGAUAUGUGGUUGAGCAGUUGGGAAAUAAGCUCAUAUACGAAGAGCGGAGUUACAAUCCAGCCGAACAAUUGCAAGAAUACAAUAAUUUGUUCUUAAAUCUUACAGAUGAGCAAAGAGGUGUAUUCAAGCGAAUAAUGGAAGCAGUAAACAAUCAACAAGGAGGCGUAUUUUUUUUGUAUGGAUACGGUGGCACAGGGAAAACCUACAUGUGGAGAACUCUAGUUUCCUACAUAAGAUCAAAGAAACAAAUUUGUUUAACUGUUGCUUCAUCGGGCAUAGCUUCACUACUACUUCCAGGAGGUCGAACGGCUCAUUCAAUGUUCAAGAUUCCAAUACCUACAAUGGAGUCUUCUACAUGUAAUAUCGACAAAGGUAGUGAUCGUGCAGAGCUACUAAAAAUGGCAAAGUUGAUAAUUUGGGAUGAAGCUCCAAUGGCACACAGAUUUUGUUUUGAAGCGUUUGAUAAAACCCUUAAAGACAUAAUGGGGCGUUUCAAUUGUUCUGACAAAUUAUUCGGAGGGAAAGGUAAUGAAUCAUCACUUCCUAAAAGGUUGAAGCUAUUCCCUGGAAAGUUGAAAUCUAAAUGGUCCGGGCCAUUUCGGGUCAAGGAAGUCAAGGAAUAUGGAGCAAUUGUCAUUGAAGACUUAGAAAUGAAGGAGAGUUGGACGGUAAAUGGCCAACGUUUGAAGGUUUAUCUCGGCGGUCAUGUGGAUCGCGGGAGCUAUACUAUUCCCUUGGAUGCUCCUCUGUGA